Molecule: messenger RNA, 1932 nt
Organism: Cladophialophora psammophila CBS 110553
Lineage: Eukaryota; Fungi; Ascomycota; Eurotiomycetes; Chaetothyriales; Herpotrichiellaceae
Exons: 2
Coding region: 1-1932 (643 amino acids)
Source: RefSeq, a predicted model, not a curated record
AUGGGUGGUCAUCAGAUUCACCGGCCUGCCACAUACACUGAAUACGUGCAACGGCUCGUUGAAGGUGGUUAUCCCAAUUUGGCGCCUCUGUUCAGCUUCUUGACUUCCUCAUAUCACCAAAAUGAUGUGUUUGUUCGGUAUAUUGACAUAAGAACGGACGGUGAAUCAAAUAAAGCACACUCGGUUCCACGACACAAGGUCCGCAAGCAAAUCUAUGAACCUGUUCCCGCAGAGGCUCUGGCGCGCGUCUUCAUUGUUGAAGAUCUUGAUCGCAACACCAUUGAAGACUUUGGACUCCUGCUCGAAGUUGAACCAAAGUUCUUCGCAAAUCACAUCAGCGAUGCAUUUCUUGAUCCUGGGACAAAUACCGGCCGAUGUCCGCAUCUUCCCUCGGUGUCUCAUAUCAAGUCAUUCUACAGCAUCGACUAUUUCCAUCCUAUCAACCUCGACAAGCGCAUGAGCGACCGUUUUUGUUGUUCCUCGAACGUACGCCGUCUCGUUGAUACGUUCCAUCGUGUCGUCCGUCGUGCAAACCUUGUCGACUCAGCGCUAGACCGCGUCGCAUUCGUCCGUCGGAAAUUUUCAUUCUACGUACAACCUCUUGAGGAAAAGAAAUGGAAAGUCUUGGUGCUUACUGAUCCGUCUGUUUUGGAUUGUCGCCGAACUCACUCCCGACAUUGUCGAGCGACGGCACAGCAUAGCCACCGAAUUGAAGUGGAAGCUUCAUAUUCGGACCCUUAUAGUGAGUUUCCCGACACCUGGCCAUCGUCCUUGGGUGUGGCAACCUUCCACAAAAUCAUCGAUCGUAAAGGAAACAUUGGAUUUCGCAGCCCAAGAGGCCCGCCAGAGCAGUUCAACGUGUGGAGCUUCCAAGGUGGAUAUGUUGACGUUUUACCACCCGAGCAACCGAGGAACCCAGAUCAUCGGAAUGAGAACUUUAGUGCGGCAUGGCUAGAGAAGCUCAAAAGCGAUGGUCGAAGCCGCCGGAGCAAGAAAUCAUCUCCAGCUGAAGACCUCAUCUACUAUUGGACGGACGCCGCGGAAAAGAGCAGGGCCGAUCGAACACACCACAAUAUACCUGGACGGGUCUGUGAUCCAAGUCGUGAGAGUGAGAAUGACAUAAGCAAGACGCGCAGAUUUUUGUUCGAUAUCUCUCGCCAUGCGUUGUUCAUCGCCGCGAGUGAAUGUAUGCUGAUUCUACAGGCACUGGACGCAUCGGUUGACGCACGGAUAUGGGAUCUGAAAAAUCUUGAUCUCGCAGAAUCGGCCUUCAGAGGCAACACUACGAGGUCACUCGAACACUACUUGGAUGAUGCACUCAAGCUGAAGCAUCUCCUGAGAGGGCAAUAUAAACAUAUCUUGCACGUCAAGGAUUUUAUUGAAUCCGUCAACAAGACAGAGCCCGCAAAUGAAGUUCUGACCCGGGUGCUUCCAGGCCCAUUCGGGCCACCAGAUUACAGCCCCUUGCAGAAAGGCUCGGGAAACGACAACACUUCAAGAUCCACCACAAAGGAUCGGCAGGUGAUUGCAGAUUACGGUCUCGGCGAAGAUUUUGAUCACAUUACGAAAAUGAUUGACAGGCAUGUCACCAUCUGCCAGGAGACCAUCGGGGAUAUACCGAGCCUCAUGGCGGUCAGGGACAGCCACUACGCCGGGAGCCUGGCUAAACUGGGAGUGAUAUUCCUCCCCAUUACGGUUGUCACAGGAAUCAUGAGCAUUCAAACCGAGUAUGGACUGGGCCGGCCACUGUUCUGGGUGUUUUGGGUUGUCUCAUUAGCUGUCUUGGCGAUCACGAUACUGAUGACCUGUCUCCCUACCCAUCCAUGGGAUCGAUUCUUCGAAGACUCCAUGACAUAUUACUGGUUAGGGUAUCGAAAAAUGACGCGUAGAUUGCAGAGGCAGCGAGAGCGGUCGGUCGAACGGCAAGCUUGA